Synchiropus splendidus (mandarinfish) is the source of this 2823-nucleotide messenger RNA. Its product is annotated as SRSF protein kinase 1-like. The transcript has 15 exons. The record is from RefSeq and is a predicted model, not a curated record. Bases 187 to 2016 code for a protein of 609 amino acids. Gene Ontology annotation, biological process: spliceosomal complex assembly; regulation of mRNA processing; protein phosphorylation. Gene Ontology annotation, molecular function: protein kinase activity; ATP binding. NCBI's taxonomy places the organism in Eukaryota, Metazoa, Chordata, Actinopteri, Syngnathiformes, Callionymidae.
AGGGAUGUCUGCGGGAGCCUCGAGAGGUUGUGGCAACGUCAGGGGUGGUUUCAGUGACGAGUGACACCCCUCCAUAAGAGCAAACAUUCCUGAACAUUCUACUGUGUUGCAAGUCUCUGGAAGCAAUAUUGCUUCAUAUACCCUGCUUUAUAUUGUCUCGAUCAUGGUACGAAAUCCUCAAACCCCAUGAUUCGGCAGCCAGCCAACACUCGGAGUCGACAGCAGCCACAGCCUGAAGCUUCACCUCAGGAACCAGAGGAACCUGAGGAGAUUCUGGGUUCUGAUGAUGAGGAGCAGGAGGAUCCCAACGACUACUGUAAAGGUGGCUACCACCACGUGAAAGUGGGCGACCUUUACAACGGAAAGUACCAUGUGAUCCGGAAGCUGGGCUGGGGUCACUUCUCCACCGUGUGGCUCGCCUGGGAUACUCAGAUGAAGAGGUUUGUUGCGAUGAAGGUGGUGAAGAGUGCAGAGCACUACACAGAGACGGCUGUGGAUGAGAUCAAACUCCUCAGAUCAGUCAGAAAUUCAGACCCCGAUGACCCCAAACGUGAAAUGGUGGUGCAGAUGGUGGACGAUUUCAAGAUCUCUGGAGUCAAUGGAACUCAUGUGUGUAUGGUGUUUGAGGUCCUGGGACAUCACUUACUGAAGUGGAUCAUAAAAUCCAACUACCAGGGUUUGCCUCUGCCCUGCGUGAAGAGCAUCAUCCGCCAGGUUCUCCAGGGCCUCGACUAUUUGCACACCAAGUGUCAGAUCAUCCACACCGACAUAAAACCUGAGAACAUUCUGAUGAGUGUCGAGGAGCCGUACAUCCGAAAACUCGCAGCAGAAGCCACUGAGUGGCAGCGGGCCGGAGCUCCGCCUCCCUCUGGAUCGGCAAUCAGCACGGCUCCUGCUCCCAAACAGGCUGUGAAAAUGUCCAAAAACAAGAAAAAGAAGUUAAAAAAGAAGCAGAAGCGUCAGGCCGAGCUGCUGGAGAAAUGCAUCAUGGACCUGGAGGAGAUGGAAAAGACCACAGAGACUCGAGAGGAAGAGGAAGAGCCGCGGUCUCCGAAGGGCCGAGUGUGUGCUCCUCUCAGGCAGGUGUCUCUGCAGGACCGAGGACACGAGGAAGCAGAAGGAAGCGGGAUAAAUGGAGACGUGGGGAGUCCGGGACCAGACGGGCGGACAGAGGUGAACUGUAACGGCCACAAAGACCAACACAACGGCAACACAGAGCCUGCGGACCAGCACGUCAGUCAGGAAGAGGCUUGUGCCGACUUUCCCUCCUGCUCCAAGGCCAACGGCUUGGAUCCAGCCCAAGACAAGGGACCGAACUCUGACGACGAGAACAGACAACACUCCGCUGCCCUGGAAGAGGGAGAGCUGGAGCAGGAAGGCCAUCAGGAGGAUGAUGAGGAGGAGGAGGAGGAGAAUGGGACCAGAUGCCGGUACAGGACCCAGGAGAGCCUGAGGAACGACAAGCUUACAGCAGGAUCCCUGCUGGUGAACCCCCUUGAGCCACUCAACGCAGACAAGAUCAAGGUCAAGAUUGCAGACUUGGGAAACGCCUGCUGGGUGCACAAGCACUUUACGGAGGACAUCCAGACCCGACAGUACCGGUCACUGGAGGUUCUUAUCGGUGCGGGCUACAGCACGCCCGCCGACAUCUGGAGUACGGCCUGCAUGGCCUUCGAACUCGCCACAGGAGACUACUUGUUUGAGCCACAUUCUGGAGAAGACUACUCCAGGGACGAAGACCAUCUUGCUCUCAUGAUAGAGUUGCUGGGUAAAAUCCCUCGUCACUACGCCCUGAGUGGGAAAUACUCCCAGGAAUACUUCACCAAGAGAGGUGACUUGAAGCACAUCACCAAGCUGAAGCCGUGGGGGCUGCUGGAGGUGCUGGUGGACAAGUACGAGUGGCCGCACCAAGAAGCCGAGUGCUUCGCCGACUUCCUGCUCCCCAUGUUGGAGCUGAUCCCCGAGAAACGAGCCACGGCCACCGAGUGCUUACACCACCCCUGGCUCGCCCUCUAGUGGAGCGUCCCUUCUACUGCUCCUCCCUCCCCCCUCCUACUCUUACCAGAGACUGCAACAGAUCACUUUCCAGUUCGGGCAUAUCAGCUAUUUAUUUCUCUUUUUGUUGUCUUUUUAUUUCUGUUUUUGGAUGUUGGUUAGUCGGCUCUUUCAAUGUGACAUCAGGAUCCUCACGUGGACUCUGUGCUAGUGACUCCUCCUCCUCCUCCUUCAUUUCACUCCAGCAAAUCAAAGACACGUAGCUCUUGUCGCGCUCUACGUUUUCAUGAACUUUCCUCCAACUAGUGCUGUUUUUUUAAGGUCAUAUUUUAUUAAGUACUUCACAUGUAUUUUGUAUUUUUAUUGAUUUGGGGAGUGGCACACUGGGCUGAAGUCGGUCGGGGGAUUUCUGCAGCUGCUUCCUGAGACAGACAAGAUCUCCUCACUCGGUGUACAAGUGUUUUUUCUUCAGGUCAACGAGUCUCAUUCCGACUGCUCCGACACCUUGAACUCACCGCCCUGGUGUUUUAUCGAUGGCAUUCAGACCACGUCUCACGAUUAAAUAAAAAGGUGGAAAAUAAACUGUAUAUAUCCUGUAACAAAGAGUUUGCCUUCCUGUAUAUGGCGGUCAUGUACAGUUUUUACAGAUCUUUUAUCGCAGCUAAAGUUGGCGGGCUAGUGGUGAGUUGAGCAGUGAGCGCAGGUGCAGGUGGUGAGUCCCAGAAACCAUCCUAGGAAGUGUCGCGUCGCUGUUCCCAGACUUGGUGUAGAACAGGGCCUUGAAUAAAGCAGAUGUUGGUACUGAAGUGUGGCGCUCUCUUCCUUGGU